AAAUUAGGUACAAUAUCAUUGUGUGUUAUUUCACCAAAAACAGCAUGGUGAGGCGUUUAAACUUAAAUCAUCUACGUCAUUCUCUAUAUCCAUCUUCAAAAAAAUACAAUGUCAAGAUAAGCAAAAUGUAUUUUUUUAAUUUUUUUUUGCAAAUUGAAUACCUAUUUUUACAUAUCUAGCUGCAUCAUUGUUUAUUUUUAGAAAAAAAUAUAAUGGAGUUUACAAGAUCAGAAGUUAGAGAAAAACUACGUGAUUUAGGAUAUGUAAAUGUUCCUGAAUCCAAGCUUCAAGAAUUUAUGAGUGAUUUGAAGGAAUUGAUCUACCAUGAUCAAUCAUCAGGAGUAAUUGACUCAGAUGAUGGUGAUGAGACUGGUCAUUCUUUACUUGAAAGGCAUCAUCCUGACUCAAGGGUUUUGACAUCAAACUUACAACGCAAAGCAUUUUCAAAAACAAAGAUUUCAGGAGACAUGUCGCUAACAUUCGAUGAGAGCAAGUAUAGUCAAAAUGGGUCCCCCAUGUCAGAUAUGUCAUCUACUGCGACUUCUAACAAAUACUUAGAUAGCACUUUGGAAGAACACAAGAGUUCUACCUUUCGACGAAAAGUUGCCAGAAAAAAGAAUGGACAAGUACAUGUUUUCGAUGAAACCUUAACCGACAAUGACAGUCAAGCCUCGGAUAUCACAGAUUUAGAAGAGCACCUACGAGGAAUGCCAGGAAGUCGCGACAUAAGCACAUAUGCUGAAUCCAGUGUCAGUAUGGUGUCUUCCAGGAGUCGCAAAGCUCCACUACCAGCUUUUAUUCGACCUUCAACAGCACAACCACACACAAAAGGGAUUAGAAAAUGCGAUCCAGUGUCAAGAUACCACCAAUUUAAAGAAGAAUGGAAAAUGAACAACGUACCAGGAGAAUCCAAACACUCAUCGCUGAGGUGGAACAUCAGAGGUGAAAUGUUAAACUGCGAAAUGUUUGAGAAACCACAUCGCCGUUACACAACAAACAACUACGUCGUUCCCACAUCAAAGAAACGCCAAGCAUUAAGAUGGCAAGUGAGGACAGCCAUGGCGAAGAUUUGAUGUAGAAUGAAAUUCCAUCAAUCUGUUGAAGUAUCGUACUGUUCAUUGUCAUAACUCUUGUAAAGAUGUGAUUUCUACUGAUUGUGAUUUUUUCACUGGGUCUAUUAUUUUUUUUACAGCAAGAUUUAUUACAAUGUCAAUUAUUACUGCCAAUCUCUGCAUGUACAAAUGAAUUAAAUUAUGUGAUCAGUUUUGCUUUGAAUUAUAGUAUUGUUUCUCAGUGACAUUUGUGUGGAAAAAAUUGAUGUGGGCAAGUUGUGUGGAGGUAUUAAGGCAUGAAAAUAGCGCUUUACCAAAAAAUUCCUUUCUAAGUAACCAUUUGAAUAUUUUUUGUCUUCUUGUUUUGUGAAUAAGAUUUUACGUGUAUCUAUGGUCAAAUUCACCUGAAAUUCUUCUAGUUAUAAGGUUGCAA
This is a messenger RNA of Hydractinia symbiolongicarpus, 1485 nucleotides long. Its product is annotated as centriolar and ciliogenesis-associated protein HYLS1-like. Lineage: Eukaryota; Metazoa; Cnidaria; Hydrozoa; Anthoathecata; Hydractiniidae. The transcript is spliced from 8 exons. Gene Ontology annotation, cellular component: centriole; non-motile cilium. Gene Ontology annotation, biological process: cilium assembly. The record is from RefSeq and is a predicted model, not a curated record. Bases 213 to 1073 code for a protein of 286 amino acids.